AUGGGGGUCUUUAUGGAACCAACCGUGGCCUCUGCGUAUCCUAAUCAGCUUUUGUUUCUGCCCUGCCGAAGUGCCCGGACGUGCUCGGACUCCUGUCGAUUAGAGCCAAGGACGAGCGAGAGGGCCGCCUCUUCGGCUACGAGGGAGAGUUCCUGGCGACCUGGCUGGGUGCGCGGAGGGAGGAUUCCUAACCUAGCAUGGAUUGGAAAAGAUGUCCUGGCAUGGUCCUCCGGGCUGUACAUAGUCUUCUUCCAAGUCUCCGAGAACAGGGAGUUCCUGCGAUGGUGCUCCAAGUCCUCCACCGGAGAAGGAGCCAGCUGCCUCUCGGGGCAUCCGAUCUUCCAGCUCUUCGCCUACUCCGAAAGAGUGCCAAACCCUCGCAUCUUCGUCCACGCGUUUCCCUCGAUGGCCAAACUCUCGGAGUGCCAUCGAGGAUGUGCCAGUAAGUACCUGGCCACCGCUUUUACCGCCCACGAGUUCAUCAUAUCGCUGGGGUCCUACCCCGACUUCCCCCUGAUGUUCUGGUCCUGGAGAACGGGCGAGAAGGUCUCGGUGACCAACACCUCGAUCCAGGACGUGGACCGGCAGCUCCUCAGGCUCACCCAUUCCAGGCCGACCCAGGUGGCCCAGAUGGGCUGGACCUCGGGGAAACUCUCCAUCUGGGAGACCAACGUGUCCGGAAAGAACGUCCUGUUGAAGGAGCACCCGGUUACCUUGCCACAUCGAGCACUCGCCACCGACGUUGACUGGUGCCCCACGUCGGAGGAGCACCUGCUGGCCGUCGUCGAUCAGCACGGUCACAUUUACCUCAGCAACGAAGACGCCACCCACGUGUACAGAAUAGUCCUGUCCCAGCGGUGCGGAAUCUGCGUGGAAGUCGAGAGACCGGAGAUCCGCUGGUUCCGGGAGGGCAUAGUACUGCGAACCACCUUCUGCCAGAUCAGGUACUACCGUAAGAACGAGAAGAAUCAGUGGCGCCGGGAGUGGUACCUGAAGACCACGAAGAAGCCCUCGAACCUCACCUCGCACCCCUUCAAACACGACCGCCUCUUCUACCACACCUUCGAGGGACACAUGAUGCAGAUCGACUUCAGUGGAAACGCCAAACUUCCGACCAUUCAGCGGAGAUUUCACUACGGGGGGAUCUACCGCUUCGUCGAGUUCGUCCAUCCCUGGGGUCACCACCUGGUGGUCGUGGACAACCCCAGGGACAUCGAGGUCCUGGACUCCUUCAGCGCCGUCCAGGUCGGCCAGCUGGAGCUGGGUCUCAUGGGGGACAUCACAGGGAUGAGGUCCCACCUGGACCAUCCGAUGGUCGCGGUUAUCACCGAUCGCGGGGAACUCGCUUUGGUCGGUCUGUUGAACCCUACGGAGCCGCGAGUCCUGUUGCGCUAUCAUCUCCAGAGGAACGGCCUGGACCUCCUCAAGUUCUCUCAAAGCGGGAAGUAUCUGAUCGCGGGAGUAUCCAAAUCGGGCGUGUGCUAUUGUUUGAGUCUGACCCGCGGCAAGACCACCUUCAAGAUCGUGGCCAAGGCGGAAGCGAGGCAAGACAUCUCGGACAUCCUCUUGUACGACCACCAUGGGGAAUUUAAGCUGAUCGUUCUGGUCAAACCGAGGCAGGCCGCCUUUGGAAGCGAGGUCCAGCUCCUCGAGCUGCAUCCUGGGGAGGACCAGUUUUCCGGGGUCGUCAGGAGAUUCGAGAUGCCGAGGUACUUCCAAUACCUGUGGUAUCUCCCUGGGUCCCCUACGAGCUUCAUCGGUACGCCAUACCUGUCGAAGCAGCUAUGGGUGAUGUCGUUGCAGAGGUUCAAGGAGCUGCAGGUGACGGAUGCCUUGUCCUGCGGUCACCAGGUCAGGAGACCCAGGCUCUCCUGCGAUCAUCGGUUCGUCACCACCGCCAGUUUCGACGGGACAGUCGCGAUCAGGACCAAGGAUGCGAGAUCGUGCCUGGCGACCAUGAUGACCCAUCAUAGGAGCGACUUGGGGGUCUCUAGAGCCAUCACCAGACCCUCCGGAGACAUGGUGGUUGCCCUGGGGAGUACCGGCACCCUCGUCUGCAUGAGACUAACGAAGAACCAGGAGGAACCUCGAAACAGCGUGGAGAACUUUUACGAAGUGACCAAGCAACCGGUAGAUCUACACCUGGAGAACGAUGACAGGACCAGGAGGGCAUCCGAGGACUACGCGUCUCUGGAUCCUCAGGUGAAUUCCAUGCUUCUGCACCCUCUGCAAGAAUUCCCACCCCGGAAGGAACACGAGGGCAAGACGUGGGAGGAAUGGCAGUUGGAGAAAAACGUUUGGAGGGCGGCUGAAGAGUGCACCGAAAAGAGAGCCGCCAUUCUGAGUGAUUUCGCUGUUCUGAGGAAGAAGGUCGCCAGGAUGCUGCACGAGAACGAGGUCUGUCCGGAGAUCGAGCGACUGCCUCUUUCGGCGUUUGACUUGGACAAGUUUGGCCGCGAGCAGAGGAUGAAGAUGGCGAGGGACGAGCGCGAGGAGAUGCGUCUGGAGCUGGAGUCCAGCUGCAGCUCCAUGGACCGAGUGGCUGCCUGGAUCAAGAGCACCUUCUGGGACCUUCAGAGGACCAUCGGCCAGUCCAUAUUCUCGAUCUUCGGGUCCACCGAGGUGACCAACUACCCCUCCGUCGCGGAGGAGCCUCAUCAGGAGGACUUCUUGAGAUGGGCCCAAUACUCGCGAGAUGUCUUCAGGGAGAUGAUGGAGCCGGAAGCCUUCUGCCCAUGGCGCGCCUAUACUUCGGAACAACUCGAAGAGGCCGUUGGUCGGCACUCCCGCUUGCUGAGGCACGACGAAAAGAAACGCAUAGAAGCUCUCCUGGCCGAUGACGAAGAGGAAAAGGAGCCGAGCCCCGAAGAGGUGGAGAACCUGAGGAAUCUGGAAGGCAUGACCACCUAUCGCUUCGUCGAGACCAGUAAUUACUACUUCUCUCAGUUUGAACUCUACAGCUACGGCCAAUUGCUGCUGGACUGUCGCGGCUUGGAGAACGACUGCCGAAGAUUGAGGGAGCACUUCAACAAGCAAUUCAAGGAGACUUAUUACAUGAAAGAGAGGGAGAUGAACCUCGUGAACGAGAGGAACGAGAGGAUCCGCCACGUGGACCGGGAACUGCGUCUGAUGUUCGGCCAAUCCGUUCCGGAGGCGCCGGUCGACCCUGAGUGGCAUCCAAAAGAGAAGCCGGAGAGCAUCGUCAGGGUCCUGGACCACGAAGUCAAGGCGAAACCCUACAUCUCGCCCUCUCAGCAAGAAAUCCUCGACAGACAGGCUGCCAAGGCCGAAAGAUUGAGGCUACUUCUUCUGGCCGACGACUUCCGGGAGCGCGCGCUGAUGAAGAUGAUGGACGGCGUUUUGGAGGUUCGCUGGGAGGACGUCAUAAAAAAAGACGUGCCGAAGCCUCGUUGCAUGUUGGAAAAAAAGCCUGACCAGUACACCGCGGAGGACUUGCUGCAGGUCAAAAAGUACGAGAAGGACGUGGAGUUCCUGAUGCAGGAACGCGAAAGGUACCGCAGGCUGUUGGAGGUUGACUGCGUGAAGAUCAACGAAGCCCUGAAAGAAAGCGUGAGCAAGUUCAACUCCAGGGUGGAGGACUUCGUCUUGACGAAGCUGAAGUUGGACGCUGCCAUAAAGCAACUGGAACUCCGCAUUGCGCGCGGUUUCUUGAGACAUUUCUUUAGGAUCAAUUCAUUCGCCGACGAGGACUCCUACAAGGUGCAGAUAGUCGAAAAGCAGAAGGACAUGGCCACGUUGCACGAGGUCUUGAAGACGUUGCAAAAUUCCGCGAUGGAGUUGAGGUCCCAACAGGACAGCUUGGCGGCUCGGGAGAGGAUCCUGGAGAAGAGGUUCAAGGGUGAAGUUCUGACUGGGUCCAAAGCAAUCGCGGAGAUGCUGACGAGGCACUACAAGAAGAGACCACGCGCCUCCCCGAGAACUCUGGUAGCCUGCGAAUUGAUCGAGCUGGGAAAGUGUGCGGUGUCGGGGAACAAGUCGUCUCAUUUGCUCCCAGAGAGCGUGGAUUACCUCAGGUCUCUGGAUUCUCUGGACACCAGACCGGCGACUCUCCCCACGACCGUAGACACCUGCCAGUGGGAGAACUUGACUCGGCAUCGAAGACUGAAAGUAGACACGGAAAUGCGCGUCCAGGCCCUGGCGUCGAGCAUCUCCGAGGCCGAAAGCACCGUGGAAGAGUUCGAGAAAAAAGUCGCAGCUCGCAAGGUCGACAUCGACGAGCUGAAGAACAGGAUCUCGAGUCUGCGCCAGCAUAGGACGGAGUUUGACCAGAACGUCGAGCUGCAGCUGAUCCUGAAAAUGGGCCAGGUGGAGGUGAGCCGUCGCGGUUCUCGAGGCGACACCGACAAUGCCAUCCUGAUCUUCAGGGGCGACAUCGAGGGCGUGAAUCGCGUUAUUCUGAACGCCGGUAACCAAAAACUGGUCGCCAUGAACAGGACGAUCAACUUCAGGCGAGGGAUCCUCUUCAAGGAGUGGGAGCACAGGUGUCUGAAGAUGAAGAUCGAGGAUCUGCAAGAGGAGCUACACUGCGUGCGCAACGUCGUCGUAACGAGGGACAUCCAGGUGUACCUGAAGAGGAGAGCUCGCGGGUACAAGGACGACAAGUCUCAGCAGCAUCUCGAGCGAGAGCUGGAACUUAUGCGGAAGAGUUCCGAGAAGGUCCUGCGAAACUGGCUGGACAGACUGGACGAGGUGGAGGCCAGGAUCGAGGGUGUGAAAAAGAGCAACGGUCUCCUGGACCGUCUGGUGACCAACCUGAACGUUCUGCGCUGCGAGAUGGAGCUGAAGAGAGACGUCCCGGCGGAAGGGCGAGAGAGGGUGUACCAGGAGAGGAAGAUGAGCUUACUGGUCCAGAGGUCCCAGCUGGUCAGGAAACUGCAGACGAACUACUCCGAACUUUUGGCCCUGCAGACCGAGCACGAGCUCCUGAGGCUGAAAACUUACCCUGCCGUAGAUUUCUUCAGGACUCUGCACGGGGACCCCGAAGAGAGGGACGUCUGUUGA
Molecule: messenger RNA, 5022 nt
Organism: Orussus abietinus
Lineage: Eukaryota; Metazoa; Arthropoda; Insecta; Hymenoptera; Orussidae
Exons: 3
Coding region: 1-5022 (1673 amino acids)
Biological process (GO): cilium assembly
Cellular component (GO): axoneme
Molecular function (GO): protein binding
Source: RefSeq, a predicted model, not a curated record